AUGGGAACAAGCGCUAGCUUGUCACUGAGAUUGGGACAUGCCUUCUUCUCGACUGCUUCGCUUCUGUUCAUGUGCCUGCACAUCGAUUUCUACAACUAUACUGCUUUCAGCUACUUGGUGACAGUAAUGGGACUAAUGAUCCCAUGGAGCCUAACACUAGUAAUGGUGGAUGCAUACUCUGUCUUCAUCAAAUACCUGCCUCACCAGCCAAGGAUUUUGUUGGUCAUCAUAGCCGGAGAUUGGGUAACACAAAUUUUUCCUUGCUCUGUUUUUGGUUUUGCAACGGAAACUUGUCGUUGCUCUUUGUAUGCAUCGAAAGUUCACAACCUUGGUAAUAUGCAGGUUUUGUCAUUUCUGUCGCUGGCGGCGGCCUGCGCGACAGCAAGCGUCACAGACCUGUUGGUGGACGCAGGUGGCUCGUUCUGCCCGACCAAGUCGUGCAGCAGGUUUCAGCUGUCGGCGACCAUGGCGUUCUUGUCUUGGUUCCUCUCUUUCGCUUCUUCUCUCUUCAACCUCUGGCUUCUUCCUUCUUUGUAG
Messenger RNA from Linum tenue, 537 nucleotides. The record is from the annotation of a GenBank genome assembly. NCBI's taxonomy places the organism in Eukaryota, Viridiplantae, Streptophyta, Magnoliopsida, Malpighiales, Linaceae.